This is a messenger RNA of Desarmillaria tabescens, 1753 nucleotides long. RefSeq names its product Sodium/calcium exchanger protein-domain-containing protein. Gene Ontology annotation, biological process: calcium ion transmembrane transport; intracellular calcium ion homeostasis. Bases 182 to 1513 code for a protein of 443 amino acids. The transcript is spliced from 18 exons. The record is from RefSeq and is a predicted model, not a curated record. NCBI's taxonomy places the organism in Eukaryota, Fungi, Basidiomycota, Agaricomycetes, Agaricales, Physalacriaceae. Gene Ontology annotation, molecular function: calcium:proton antiporter activity. Gene Ontology annotation, cellular component: fungal-type vacuole membrane.
GAUUGUCCAGUAUAGCGAUAUUUCUCACUUGGGGAGUAGCAAGGUGGUGGAAAGCAACGCCGACACGGAGGAUAAAUAAUAGAGCUCCAAAACAUCCACAGCCUUAGAUCAACAUACUAUUUUAGGAAUCACUUUUUAUCUUGGUCUUCUCCAACUACUCCUGUCCUUUACAACUCCCGUCAUGUCUUCUCCAACAUCAGAGCAGACGCCACUGCUGCCCACCACCAACGGUACUGCGAAUGGUAUUCACCCAACUUUUAUCAAGCGUUGCUCGGCGGUCUUCAAAGCGGAAGGCGAACCUUCGUGGCUUGAUUCUUACAAGUUCUUCCUAUUUGGAAGUUAUCUUAAUAUCCUUCUCUUAUUCGUUCCUCUUUGCGCUACGGCACAUUAUCUGAACUGGGAUGCUGGCUUGCGCUUCGCUUUCAGCUUCAUUGCUAUCGUUCCGCUGGCAAAGCUCCUUGGUGAGGCGACUGAACAGAUGUCGUUCAAGUUGGGACAAACUUUGGCCGGUCUCUUGAAUGCGUCUUUCGGAAAUGCUGUCGAAAUCAUUGUUGGAAUUGCGGCGUUGCUCCAAGAUGAACUGAUCAUUGUCCAGAAUUCUAUGCUUGGUUCUAUCCUGUCAAAUCUGCUGUUGGUGCUGGGUUGUUCUUUCUUGGCCGCUGGCACUCGGUACAACGAAAGCAACUUUCCAGGUUACGGCCGCUCAGGCUUCCAGCUCAGUAUGUGUUCCUUACGGUCUCACUCGGCGUUUACACUCAUCCUAUCUCAGUUAAUGACACUUGCAUGUAUUACUCUCAUCAUUCCGGCGGCCUACCACUCCGUCAAGUCGACGGACUUGUUUAGCAUAGGUGGCAGCGCUAGCGAGUCGGCGACUGUUUCGUUUAUUGAUGAUCGGAUCGAUUUAGAUCCUGCUGGCAGGAAUGGUCUACUGAUCAUCUCAAGAGGAACCGCAAUAUUGUUAUUGGGUGUUUACAUCGCAUAUCUAUAUUUCCAGUUGAAAUCACAUCAUUAUCUUUUCCAAGCACCGGAAUCCGAGGAAGAGCCUGAAAUUGCUAAUAUGAGCGUCGUAUCUGCUGGUACAGCCCUUAUCAUUGUCACAGUUGUGACAUCGUUCUGCGCUGAUUAUCUUGUUGCUUCCAUCGAGGAAUUUGCAAAGAUGUAUAACAUUCCUAAAGCGUUUAUUGGUUUGAUUCUUCUUCCCAUCGUCGCGAAUGCUGCUGAGCAUGUCACUUCGAUAUGGAUGGCUAUGAAGGGUCAAAUGGAACUCACGAUUGGCAUCUGUGUGGGAAGCUCAAUCCAAAUUGCAACCUUUGUUGUACCGCUCUUGGUCAUCGUUGGAUGGAUUUCUAAUCAUGAGUUGACUCUCUUCUUCGAUAACUUCGAGACAAUCUGUUUUUUCGUUUCUGUGUUCCUCGUCAACACACUUAUUCAGGAUGGCAAGUCCAACUACAUGGAAGGUCUCAUGCUCGUCACAUUGUACUUCGUCAUCGCUCUGGCUUUUUGGGUCUCCUAAAUACAAAGAGCUGGAGUAUCUCGUACAAACUGUUGAUUAUGCCUGUCACACAUCCUAUCUCACACAUCCUCGGUCGGAAAAUUACGUGCAAACGUACAAACUACUCAACAACCUUUGGUUCUAACCUGUCCGCUCGCUGUAGCAUAGUAAAUUUUAUUUAAUAGCGUUCUAUAGCGCCCUUCCGCAGUCUAUCUAUCUCACGUCCCUGAUAUCUAUUAUCUGUAUUCUUGGUAUUCUUGU